GCAACACAUCGCCAUGGCUCCCCCACACCUCACUAGCUCGACCAAGCCGAUCCCCUCUCUCGAUCACUCUCAACUAAUUCUCUCAACCUCAGCUGAUCAUCGGAGAUGGUUCACCGGGCGGCGGCGGACGGCGCGCGGCGGCGGCUGCGGCGGCAGCUGUCAAUGCCGGGAUCAGGGAGGCCGCAGCAGCAGACGAAGGAGGCGUCGGCAGCGCUGGUGCGGCUGCCGUGCAACAAGGGGAAGGCGUCGCGGUUCAAGCGGAGCUGCUUCAGCGAGGAGGACGACGCCGCGUCCGUCGCGUGCGUCGUCUGCGCGCCGUCCCUCCCUCUCAUUAAUUAGUUAAUUAGUCAUCACUCUCUCUCUCUCUCUCUAUGAUCUAGUUGAUUAAUUAAUCAGUCAGUGAAUCACACUUGGAGGCUACUGUACUCGCUAGUUUGAUCCUCGCAGCUGGUAAUCUUGUAGUGGCAUUAAUUAAUGUGCGUGUGUGUUUGUGUAUGUGUUGCGGUAAUUAAAUGGUGAUAUAUAUAAUUCGUCCUGUCCGUCGAAUCCUC
Molecule: messenger RNA, 551 nt
Organism: Oryza sativa Japonica Group (Japanese rice)
Lineage: Eukaryota; Viridiplantae; Streptophyta; Magnoliopsida; Poales; Poaceae
Source: RefSeq, a predicted model, not a curated record